AUGUCAAUAACAAUUAAAGCUGUUUUAAUAAAUUAUUUUAGAACGGGCGCUGGUUCUUGGACAAUCGAUGUGGCAACCAAUUAUCCGAAAGCAAAAUUUAUCGGUGUUGAUAUUUCACCUGUUCAACCAGAUCUUGAUAAACCUGCAAAUGUUGAAUUUAUGGAAGGAAAUGUAUUAGAAAGUUUACCAUUUGAUGAUAAUACAUUCGAUUAUGUAUUUCAACGACUAUUAACUUCCGCAUUUCCUGCAAAUAAAUGGCCAUCAGUUAUUAAUAAGCUAGUUCGCGUAUUAAAACCCGGUGGUUAUUUAGAGCUUAUGGAACCUGACUUUCAAUAUAAAGGAAAUAUGGGGCCUGGGACAAAAAAGGUUGAUAAUGGCAUAGUGACUAUGUUUUACGAUCGUGGUAUAGACCCACACACAUGUUAUAAAUUGCAAGGUUAUUUAAAAGAACAUAACCAACUUUGUAAUGUUCACUGUGAAAUAAAAAAAAUGAAUGCAGAUGAAAAGCUUCGUAAAUUGCAAAUUAAAAAUUAUUCUGCUGCUCUCGUGGGUAUAAAGCCAAAACUUAUAAAUAUAAUUAAAGUAUCCAGUGCUGAAUAUGAUGAUUUAGUUAAAACUGUAGAAAAAGAAUUAUCUGAAUUCGACUGUUAUUUUGAUUAU
This is a messenger RNA of Racocetra persica, 660 nucleotides long. The record is from the annotation of a GenBank genome assembly. Lineage: Eukaryota; Fungi; Glomeromycota; Glomeromycetes; Diversisporales; Gigasporaceae.